Molecule: messenger RNA, 9946 nt
Organism: Toxoplasma gondii ME49
Lineage: Eukaryota; Apicomplexa; Conoidasida; Eucoccidiorida; Sarcocystidae
Exons: 3
Coding region: 1274-8407 (2377 amino acids)
Molecular function (GO): histone H3K79 methyltransferase activity
Source: RefSeq, a predicted model, not a curated record
GUGUGAAUCUACUUGAAGCCGGCGCCUUCUUCAUCACCACUUUCCUUCCCCAUAAUUUUUUGAGGGAGGAGAAAAUCUCCAUUUUGGAGCUCUCUUGGUGUGCGCGAAACAAAGGGAGUGCAUUUUCAGCGACUGCCACAUUAGCAUCGGCGCAACGUACAUGCGCUUUACGUUCAAGAAACCAGAUGCGGCCGUCAUCGGGUUUUUGGCCUCGAUCCGUCUUACUUUACCUCCGUACGCCUUCACCUCUUUUCAGAUUACUCUUAUUUCGAAUCAACGAAGUGGGGAAAGGCUGGAACCUUACCCGCGCGUAUCGCUCGUGGAAAAAGGCUCGGGUGAGCCGGUCGCUCGGGACUGGUUCAAAAGUGGGGGAAAGGCGCCUUUUUGGCCAGUUCCGGGGGCCCUUCGUAAGAGUUGGUCUCCUGUGCGGUAGAGGUGGAAAGUUUCCGCUCUGCCGAAGUUGAACGUCUUGUGCUUUCUUUUGGGUUUUCAAGAUCCGUCCACCUCGACGUGCAGGCAUUCCUGUUAACGCACGACGCGCGUCGUCGUCAUUUUUGUCGCAGGGAAAAGAGACUUGCACUGUUACGUCGACGGCCCCUUUGUCAAACACUUGACACGAAACAGGCCCCAUCCCUAGGCGUUUCUCCCGGUCAUUCGAUGGGUGCAAGCUGCAGUGACGCUGAGUGAAAAACCCCUUCAUUUGAGAUUACAGUUGUGCGUACGAAUGCAGAUCCAAGCAUACAUAUAUCCAGACAGGUGACUAAACCUCGCAGCCUUCCGUAUUCUAGCGGUUGCAAAGGUGAUCGUUCUCUCGUUUUUUCGUCGGAAACGGCGGGUUAAGCGAUCGGGGAGCAAACGCGUUGCUGCUUUCAAACCUGGAAGGGGCAUUUCCUAGGUUUUCGCGUCGGCGCACAUUCCAGAUUUUCCUCCGUUGAGUGUACUGGAGUCGUCUCGUAAGAAAGAUUCGCACUCCGGGAAAUUCUACGGAAUUUCCCCAAAUGGGGUCAUCAUGCCGCGCGCACCGGCCGAUACCCUAACCACAGGAAUUUCUGUCCUCGUUCGCUUAGCGUUUCUCUAUGUGCGUGACAGUAAGAGAGUCGGCUCAUCCUGUGCCCCAGUUGUUUCUAAAGGUGAAAAGCUUUUCUCCAGUGUCUCGUGGGGCACCGACUGUAGCCUUGGCAUGGCUUCAGGUGCACGGGGAGGCGAAAUACCGUGAGGCAAAUACAGGGUGGCCGAAGUGAGACGGCUCUGCGGUUGUGAAGGCGUAAACGCCAUGGAGGGAAGGCAGUGCCUCGAGGGGGGUUCGCCCAGUGCACGCUCCCAGGAACGAGGGAGCGGUGCCGCCGACUACGCCGAACUGUCGGUUCAAAUUUUGAAGCACCUUUUCGAAGUUUCUUCAGUGGCCCAAGAACCAAGCGGUGAGAACCGUGACGACGCUGCGAACGCCGCAGGGGGUGUGCCGUCUUUUCUCCACCAGAUGGCGUAUGGCUCUAGUGUGGCGGUCGAAGACACACAGGAGAGCGCUCAGGGCCUCGCUGCUUUGGCGGACGUCCUUCACGCUGUCGCCUGUCUUAGCGGUGAAAAUAUCCUCAACGGUUGCUCAGGCAGGGGGGAAACGCAGACGAGUCGCGUCCUUCUCUCCCUUCUUGGGGGUCCAGAAACUCUAGGACAAAGCAGCGGCCUGUCUCAGUGCCCCAUGUCUCUGCAAACGGUCGACUCAAGCGCCGAGGACCAGGAGUCAGCGAUGGUGGGUAUGACACAGAUCUCUGGGUGUGUAUGUGGAUCUGAGAGUGUAAAUACGGCGGAGAAUCGGCGUUCUCCCAGCGCCGUAGAGUCGCAUGAAAUUGCCCACAUGUAUGGGGGAAAGUGGGAGAGCGAGGCAGCCGGAGGUGUGUGUGUCGCGGGGCGGACUCGCAACCUCGCGGCGGAGUUUGUGUCUACCUCUGGCGUCUCUAGCGGUUCGGCUGAAACGCUUGACAAGCAUGCAGGGCCGAAAAGCCAAGCUGACAACGAGGACGCGAAAGGGUGUUCGUUGGAUCUGCGCACCGGUAAAGUUCCUGGAAUCGAGGGCGAAGGCCCGAAGCCUCUGCAUCUGCCGCGGUCGAUUGUGGCGGUUGCGCGCCAUUCGGACGAGAGCCGGACGCCCGACGCGUGCCGUUCUCCGGUAGGUACACCUCAAACCCUUUCUUCGCUCCCCACCUCGACGUCUCUCGGGGGUUCCCCCCCUGUAGAUUCGACAACAGCGAUCAAAGGGGCAAACGCUUCUUCUCCGAACUCGUCUAGUUCGCAGGCAACUUUCGUAGCUUCGUCGCCGCUUUCUCGGGGCCAGAGGGGGGCGUCGCCGUGGUAUUUUUAUCCAAGGCGAGAGGUCCCGAAGGUCGUCCCAGACGUGGGUCUUUUCUCGAGUGUGCGGCGGCUGCAGCGCAGAAGCCUGAUGAAGCUCACGGGUUCGGACGAGGGAGCGUAUGGGGAGAACUGCUGCGCUUCGUUGUUAGUGCUCUUUCGCCUUCUCCAAGAGCGCUACGGUCUUUCUCCCAUGUCGGUGUUCCUCGACAUCGGAAGUGGCAGUGGCAUUCCGUCCUUCCUCGCUGCCACGACGGUGGGAUGUGUGACUUCGCUGGGUGUCGAGAUGGACACCAACGUGUACGCUAUCGCGUGCAACAACCACCUGAAGCUGCUGGAUCAGCGCCUGGUUGCCUCUCUGUCAACUCAAGACUUUCUACGCCGCACGCGCGAAGCCCCUAAAAACGAACAGAAGGACCCGCCGGCGCCUGUGGGUUCUUCGCGAAAUCAAGGAGUCAGGAACGGGGGCGACGGCGGGAGUUUCCUAGCGCCUUUAAACGGGGUGGUCGCUCCGUGGCUGCAGAACUGCCUCCGCGAUCACACCACCGUGACCGAAGAAGACCUCACUUUCUCCGUGGCUAAUGUGAGCACGGGUCUCGAUCUCGAGGCGAAUUCAGGCGAGGUUGUGGAGAAGGUGCCCAGCGAACGGCGAGGCGUGGAAAAAGAGCUGGGAUCAUUGUCGCACGGCUCCUCCUCGAAAGGUUCAAAAGGGGACAGAGUGUCGGGGUCGCUGUUUGCGCUCACGUCCACGGGACUGGCGUAUCCGUGCAACGUCGCGUUCAAGUGUGCAGAUGCGUCGCGGUUUGCCUCCUUCGAUGGAGUGUCUCACAUUUUCUCUUUCGAUUUAGCCAUGCCCCCAAGGGUGCUAGUCCGUCUCUGCUCUCUUUUCAACCGUUCCCUGUCGCCGGUCGUCUACGUCUCCUUCCACGCGAACCUCGUCUCAGCAUACGGCCUCGAAGCUCGUCUCGUUCAGCGCCUACGCAUGCGCAUGGCGGGAAGUGCUGAGAGCCACAUGGCCUUCAUUUACGUCCGGAAAAACUGCCUUUCUCUGUCGCGGUUCAACGAUGAGGGCGGCGAAAGCGUAGGGCCAGCAACGUCGAGUAUGCCGAGUGGGAAAAACGGGUCUCUUUCGGAUUCGUCGCAGGCCUGUUUAGCCGAAUACGUCUGCGAUCUAGAGGUAACGAACAGUGUUCCUCGGCUGCCCAGUGUUUGUGAUGCUCUCCGAAGCGGAGGAGUCGAGAACGGGGCGACAGAGGAAGAGGCGGACGGACGAGACUUCUUCGGGGUCACAAAGUCAAAAAAAGAAAAGAUUUGGAUGAACGUUGAGAAGACGAGUUUGGCGAGAGCGCUCCUUUUGCGUGGAAUGGUUCACAGCCGUACCGAAAACUUCUUCAGCCACUGCAUCCUCGCCGGCGUCUUGCCCCGCGUUGUCUACACGCUCCUCCAUGCUGUCGCUCUCUUGUGUACGGAGAGUCCGCUGAAUUUCGAGGCGCCAGAAGACUGCGAGGCUCUCCCGGAACAGGGUUUCCAGGGGUCGACAGCGAGAGGAACUGCGCGAGGAGAAACAGUGGAGACAGGCAUAAUGAAAGAAACAGAUCCCUUCUUUCAGUCGAAGCUGUCUUUCUUGCCUGCUCUGCAUUGUUGCCGCAAGUGUUGUUCUGAGAUCUUUCUCUCAAACCUCUCGAAUCCAGAGGAGCCCGGCGCGUACCCCAGACGCAAAGUCGCGACGACGCCGUCGAUUGGCGGAUUCUCUCUUCCUGUGGCUCCUCUCUCCCAACAGCAGCUUCUUCUUCUGCGUCGCCUCGUGGCUGUUUUCGGGUUGGACCAGCUUCUGGAGACUGGCGCGCUCUCCUCCGAGGGUUUCGUGGACCUGCUGCUUCUGCGCCCCGCCUCGGCCUGCCGCUGUCAAAGCACGCCAUGCGCUUCUCGUCCGAGCUGCGCUACACGCGCGUCUGAGGACACGAGGCAGCGGUCGGGAGAGGCAGAGAGAGUUCCAGACGCUUCGCUGCGUUCUGCCUCAUCCUUUGUCUGCGCCCACGGCAUCAGGCGUCUCGCCCGGUUCUUGGGGAAAGUGAUUCUUCAGAUGCGGCUCGCGCGCGAAGGCCGGGGUGAGGAGGCGCAUGCACUGGGAUUGGAGGUCGUUGAAACCGACCCACUCAGGACCAUCACGCUUUUGGAAGUGCGAGUAUGCCGAAAGUGGGAAAGUCAAAGGAGAAAUGGCGUGGGCACGGACCCUGUUUCACUGGAUGCGUGGAGCGCGGAGUCUCAGCCUCGCAGCGGGGCUCGGCGAAGUGCCCGCCCGCGUCGGGAAGUGGUGGCGUUCUCGGGGACAGUUGGCGAAGGUGGACGUUCGGGUGCUGUCACGAAAAAGCCGAGUCGGAAGGUUUCUAGGAUCGAGGUUUUGACUAGGAAAACCCCAGGGACGAAGGCGGCUAAGGGCCGAGGAAACCUCGGCAUGGUCAAAGCGCAUCGCUCGAGGCCACACCCUCGGCGAAGCAGCGGGUUCGUGCUCAAGGGGAGCCAGCGGCGCGAACGCGGGGCGCCAGCCCAGAAACAGAAGAAGGUUGCCCGGUCGCGAAACGGGAGGGGAGAAGGGGGAGUUUGGGCGACCAAGAAGUCGCAGCAGUGUGGUGAAGAGCAGCUGAGAGGCGAAGAAAUACUUCAGGCUCCAGAACAGAAGGGGAAUGCGCCACUCUGUAAGCACUGGGUGCGCUUCUUCAUCCGCACCAGCAUUGACUUGUCUGUUCCGGACCACCCGGAAGCGAACAGCCUGAUGGACAGAGAGACGAAGGCAGGUGUGAUGGGAGAAAACGCAGACGGAGUCGUUGGUGUCGUGGAAAUUCCUUGCCUCUCUCCCCUCUGCCACACUUGUAGCUCUCGCACCUUCCUCCCGCAGUUGCUCGAGGCGAACGCGCCACCGGCAGUCCAGCAACUCAAAAUCCAGUCUGAAAUUCUACGGCUGCAAACCACCCCUCUCAUUCAGCUGGCGGACAAAGAAGGCCAGGCGGCGUGGGAAGCUAAGCUGAGCCGAGAGGCGGAAGCCUUUUUCCUUCUUGACGAACGUGAGGACGAAGCCGAAAGCGAUGAAGUUGAGGGACAAGGAAUGGCAUGCAAAGGCACUGCAUGCGCGAAGAGGCGAGAGCCUGUUGCGAACCGACUGAAAAGAGAGGACGGACGAGGUCCAGCGCGCGUGACGGGAUGUCUCGAUGAAACUGCGCUUCCGAACCUUUCAGACACGAGUGGCGCAUCUCAGGUUGUUGACUUAGAAGAAUGGAGGAUCAAUCAGAGCCGCCGAAGCCGCCGUCGGUGUGCCCAUGUCAUCCGAGCGACGAUUCGCGAGCGCCUCAACGCGGUGCUGUUUCCUGGAGACCUCUCUUCUCUCUCCGCACCACUUCUCUUUCAUGAAACGAACGAGGAACUCUCAAACGGAUCAUGGGUGAAGCAGGAAGCCGUCGUGGAAGAGGAUUUGCGUUACCAGAGACUGGAAGCAGAGCUCUGCCGGAGAAUUGAAGGGAAAGAACAACUCUGCGACCUCUCUUCGACCUCACUCUCCCCACCUCACGAGGGCAUCUGCUUUCCGGUGCGUUUCAUGGGCAGCCCGGUGCCACCCGACUCUCUCCACUUCGCUUGGGACUUCUCGAAAAGGGCGGAUCCCUCUGUCCCUCCGUCUUUCCUGUCCAAAGGAACUAUGAAGAGUCCUGGAAAGUUUUGCGAAGGGGACAUCGUGCCCCUUCUGUGGCCUGUACGGGUGGCGGAAAAGAACGCGGUGGGAGAGAAGCAGAAAAUCGCGUGCUGGAAUGCUCAGCUGCUCCGUGUACAGCGGAAGACGCGUAGGACGGGGAGUGAUCAGAGACCGCAAGGAGUACCUGUUUCAUCCCACCAAGAAGAACGCCUCGAGAAGGGGAAAGGUGAGAAACGCGUGCGGAGCGAAAAGGCGGGUGACUUUUGUGCCUGCUGCAAUGGCGACCAAGCGGUGCAAAGCCCAGAGGCAAACCGAAGUCUCCUCAAGGGUGCACAGCAACUCGUGGAAGAAGCUAACAUCGGCAUCGGAUGUUUCGAUGGGGGUCUGAGCGCUGUUGGAGGGUGGACAACUGAAGAGGAACUGGACUGGGAGAUUGCGCCGGGUCUGUGUUCGUCAGAGUGCCAUUGGGAAACUAGGUCGUUUCCUGUUGCAGCCUACGGAGACCCAGAAGUCUGCUAUCAGGAAGCGAGAGGCUGGCUUCUAGCCCAACUGACAACGCAGGAAACAGCCGUGCUGCGGCUGCUCCGUUGCCUGAAUCGGCCGUUGUUAAGGCUUUCUCGCCACGCCGCGGUGAACUGUUUCCAGCUCGACCCUUGUGUCUUGCAGGAGGAAGUGGAGGUGUUGCAUAGGACGGUUGCAGAAGAGGCUGAAGAGCUCCAGCGGCUCUGGAUCCACGCGCGGUUUCUGGAAUUUGCCCUUCUCCAGGAAGUUGUUUUGGUGGAGGAGCGCCUAGAGGCCCACACUGCUUCUCACGCUCCUUCAAAGCGCCGUUUGGAGGCCCGAAACGAAGCCCUGGAGGUGCACUUCAAAUGCUUUUUGAAGCGGCAGAUUCUGCGUCUCCAGCAGCUCCAGAUGCUGCGGGAACUCGGAGAUCGAGACACCUCUGAGGCCCGUGCGCGGGUGCUUCUUAGACAACUCAAAGACGAAACGCAGCCUCUCGAGCUUCUCCGUCUGCCAGCGAGCAGCGCCACGGGGAGCUUCCCCAUUCAAGAGGUGGAUGCGCCCUUCUUCUGUGCUAGAGAGGAGUCAGGAGCGAGGGAAGCAGGAGACGAGGAGGAGGCAGGGGGAGGCCUGCCUUCGCUCUGGCAAGCUUCUGCGGCCGGAGUUCGCGAGACGGUUCUGUCUCUUGUGGCUUCCCUCUUUCGCGGGAAACGGCCAACUCUGCGAGCGGAGGCCCUUGUAGAGAGCGCCUUGAGACUCUUUAAUCUACUCUGCAUGUGGACGAAAGGGUCCUCCCGAGAGAAGGUGGAGACUUGUACGGUGCGGAGGGGACGACAGGCGGACUGCUUUGCAUGGUUGCCUGAAGGCGUUGUGGAGUUCCUGACUUCGAAGGAACGAAGACAAACGCGAGAUGCCAGCGAGUUGGAAGUGCUCUGCAACUUCCUUCGAUGCAAGUUGGAGGAAUUCAGAACUCAACUGUGGAGAGAAACAGAGGAGGAACAGCGCGCCCUGCUGCAGUGGCUGCAAAAGAGAGAACGCAAGACGGAGGCUGCCUGGCAGUUGACAUCAUGGAAUCGAGACGAAACGUCCGGAGGUUGGACACCGGGAGAGAGAAACGCUGGGAGCGAAUCUCAGAAGGGAGUUGAGAUAAAGCUUGCCUCAGACAGUGAAUCGGAUGAAGCCUUAGGGAAAAUCGGCAGUGCUGGCAGGUGUUCGUCUCCAGAGAGUUCUUCGAAGGAAACUGGCGGUUACGAAAAGGUAGCAAGCGAGAACGGCUGCUUCCCGUUUUUAAAAGGAAAUUUCGCUUUCACCUUGUUCGCGACGGCAGGUGCCAAAGGUGUGCCCGAAGCGUUCGCUUGUCUCAAAUCUUUACCUGAGCAUAUGGAAGCGCUGAUGAGAGACCCUCUUUCCAGCUUCGGCCCCCCUCACAGUCAGUCCGGGGCUGUAGAAGGUGCACAAACGGUGGACAUAUGUCCACUGUGGCGCUCAUACUUUUUCCAUUUGGGUCUUAUCCACACAGCCAAAGAACUCCUUUUCAGAAGGUCCCUCCUCGAUGCUGGCGACAUGCUUGCGGCACCGCCUGAGAGACGCGGUUCUCUCGCUGAAGACACGGAAAUUUCAGUUGUGUCUAGACAUCCGUGUGGGGCGGACUUGCGAGUGGACGCCGAGGAAGGAGGGGAUGUGGCCGUGGCUUACCCUGGAAAAGGAGAGGAGAAAGAGAUAUUGCAUGCGUCAGAUAUAACAGCAACUGUCGAAGAAGCUGAUCGGUACAAGGCCAUUGACUCUGUUCACAAAAGACGGAGAGAGAGAAACGAGGAGGACCUUCUUGCGUCGCCAAGGGCGCCGAAGAAGCGAAGGAGCGCUGAACCCCCUGCAAAUUGAAGAGCAUACUACGCUGGCUCGGGAAGAAAGAUUGGAAUUGUGUCAACAUUAUCUGUCGUUUGUGUUCGGCGAAUCCUCUUAGGUGGAAGUGCAUACUUGCACAAGUCUUAUUACAUUUGCAUGUCACAGCAGCGAACUAUGGGUGGUGUACGUGGCUUGUGGGAACGUUUUCUUAAACAUGGGCUGCAUUCCUAUAUGCGUUUAUGUGUACCGUAUUGUAUGAGUUUCAGGAAUUUGCAGAACGAUUGGCUGGCAGGGAUUUUGGGUGGAUUCAUAGAGGUUAAUGUGCGUGUAUUGGAACGUUUACGUGGAAGGACGCAGUUUUACACGGGCGCAGGCCAUCCACAGUUUUCGCUUCCUGUAUGCGAUCCACGCCUUCCAGCUCGUCGGAAACGUGUAUAUAUGUUACCUGUUCCGAUGACCGUGACCUAGCAGCGUGAACACGGAGAGUCUUGGAGUGUUUUUAACGGUAUAAGUAGGCGAGGCAAAGUCAAUCACGCAUGGGGACGUGCAUCCGUAUAUACACACCUGUCUGGGUAUGCGGGUUUGUUUAAACGCUUGUGUAUGCGCGUCACUGCUGGGAUGACGACACCGUUUUUCCUAUUUGUGAAGCAAGGAGUACCCGGUAGAGUAGCGCGUCUGCAUGCGCGUGCAUGCUUACUGAGAUAACUAAACGGUGGUUUUAUUUUUGCCACAGGGGUACCGUGAGACUUGUGUGGUAAGCGGGGAGCGUGUGCCACCUGCGUGCUGUGUUUGGAGAUGGAUAAUGUUUUCCACCGUCGAGAAGUAGGGAGAAUGUUCCCGUCUGCGAAGUGCAGACGAAUGGUUCGCGACGUCGGCAUCUGUUUCACUAGAGAAACCGAAUGCUCAUAAGGGAAGACGACAAUUCGCCAUUGUCGUGUUUUUUACGAGUUCUCUGUGAAUGGCUCAAACGGUAAGAGACUUUCACGACGCAGCGGUUGUGGCGGCCAUGGGGGAAUACACUAUCAGUAUGCCUUUACGGUUUAAUGUGGGCGCCACCGGCCUUCGGAGGGGCGGUUGAACUGGAGGCGCCGUAUUAGUUGCUCACUGUCUUCGAUGUUCUGCUUCCGGAUGCGGCAAAUGUAUUUGUCGCCCCUUUUUUCUUAAUGUGCUGCAAGAGUUCAUUAUGUAUUUUUCGGUUCCUGACGGGUCUUUACAGCGUGGCCAAUACGGUGAGAGUGGGGGGGCAGUCACCGGUUAUCCUGUGUGGACCCGGGGUAACAUGAGGGAGCUUGUUUUUAUGCUUCAGACACCGAAAGCGGUGUUUGUGCACUUGAAUGCUUUCACUCUUGUCAAAUGUUGCUGUGGUGCAUUGCGACUCGCGUUUUCGGUUAAGGGAACUCAUAUAGAUAGAAUUACUUGGUCAGCGCGCGAUUCGGGACGCCAUGAAUGAAGAUGUCCGCCUGCGACGGGCCCCCAAAAAAGGUCGUAGUGCGGAACAGACCAAAGAGACUUACGAGGAAGAGGGAACCCGACAACAUCGUUCUGGAAGUGGAAGGACGAACAACCUCACAUACA